This is a messenger RNA of Trachemys scripta elegans, 2143 nucleotides long. RefSeq names its product protein CLN8-like. The coding region runs from base 298 to 1164 and encodes 288 amino acids. The transcript has 3 exons. Gene Ontology annotation, cellular component: endoplasmic reticulum; membrane. The record is from RefSeq and is a predicted model, not a curated record. Gene Ontology annotation, biological process: lipid homeostasis. NCBI's taxonomy places the organism in Eukaryota, Metazoa, Chordata, Testudines, Emydidae.
UCUUCUUGCUGCUGUGCCGAGCUAGGGUUCCAAGCUGUUGCAUUUCCAUUCCAGGGGCAGCUACUUCUGCAUCAAAGGGUGGAAGAAGCAGCCCGGACUUCUCGGCUGAGUGCAGCUGUUGAACACAAGACAGGAAAGCGCAGAAGCUGUGGGGAGAAACUGCAGAGUAACUGAAGCAGACCAGGCAGUGGGUUUCUGCUCCGCGUAACAGCAAAGUCUCAGUAGCCUUAAUAUAGACCAACGUGUGGGUGAUACGCUUCAGACUCUCUCCAAAUAUUUUGAAUUAUAGAAGAAGAAAUGAAUCUUGCAUAUGCUGGUGAAACCUUGAGUGUCAUAUUUGACUGGGACUAUGUUCUGUGGGAAGUUCGUUUGAAGUUAGUAACAGCUGGAUUUUUCAUCUACCUGGGUGUAUUUCUUCUAGCUCACUGUCUGGCCUCAUGGAUCAGUGCCAGUUAUCGCACUUUGUCAGGAAAGGACAAAGUCUUCUCGAAUAUAGCUAUCACUCGUGGCCUGCUUGGGAUUCAGAGUUGUGUAGCUGGGUUGUGGGCCUUGCUCAUAGAUCCAGUUUUUCAAGCUGACAAAGUGUAUUCACAACAAAAGUGGAGUUGGUUUCAUUGCUUAAUAGCCUCUGGCUUCAUCUUGUUUGAAAAUGUAGUUGUUCAUGUAUCUAAUAUUGUUUUCAGGACAUGUGAUGUGUUCUUGGUAGUUCAUCAUUUAUUUGCCUUUGGUGGGCUUCUUGGUCUGAUAAUUAACAUAAAGUCUGGACACUAUCUACCCUUGAUGGGAUUGCUGCUUGAGAUGAGCACUCCUUCAAUCUGCAUGUACUGGCUUCUUCUAAGGACUGGCUAUGCUAAUACCCUUUUAUGGAAGGCAAACCAAUGGGUACUGAUCCAUAUGCAACACUGCCGCAUGGUCCUUAUUUAUCACAUGUGGUGGGUGUGUAUUUCCAAUUGGAAUGAUGUAGUAGAAAAUCUGGGACUUCCACAUUUUAUCAUCUUUUUCAUGGGGUUAAGUACACUUACAUUAAUACUUAAUCCAUACUGGAUUUACAGAUCAACUCAGCGGCUCUUUGGUCCAGUUGACUGGAAUUUUUCAUUUUUCACUGCUGUUUUUGGAUCCUCUGGAAAAUUAAAUAGUGAAACAUUUGAAAAGAAGAGGAUAUAGUGUUGCAACAGCUAUUGGGAUAAUAGUAAAGUGUGUCCAGAAGAAUAUGGUGCAGGUUUACUACCGAGUCUAUGAAAAUAGAAUUGCUUACAAGAAGUCUAUGAAUAUAUUGAUCCCUUUGUAGAUUGCUAUUAGUGUACUAUACUCACUUAUCAAAAGUGUUUUUUUAAAAUUGUUGUUGUAUAUAUUUUAAAUAGACACACACACAAAAUCUAUCUUGAACUCAGUCAGGGUUCAUGUCAGUAACUUCAGUCUGGGAGCAUAAUGUAAUAACAUCUCAUUUUGGGGGAAAAGGCAAGUUAGUGAUAGGCAAGGGAGGCAUUGUUUGAUUUGUAAAAAUCUACAGAAUCAUAAUUUCAAUGGUGUCCCCCUCUGCAGUGUGGCAGGGUGGGUCUCAUUGGCACCCCGUCAUCCCAUCUCCAGGUCUCCUGUUAGUGAAAUUCUGAUGAUAUAACUUGUCAGAAAUUGGUCAAGCUAGGUAUUAUUCAAAAGCCCUUUCUCCCAUGAACACAGUGGUACGAAGCCUGACAACCCCAAACAAUUAUGUGGAUAUGUAUUUGAGGAAAUAAUGAAAUAUCACCUUUUUAAAUUAUUCUUGAAUACAGAAGUGCAUUGUUUACAUAAAAACACAUUGACCUUUGGUAAUUCCAGGGAGUUUAGUUUUGACAUGUAGGACUGAAAACAUUUAUUCAUCAAAGUCAUCAUCAGUGUGUCAUCUCCAUCUAGGGCUCCACUGCUAGACACGUUGUCACAUUGAUCCUCAUCUGUCACACUCACACAUCGCUGUAUAAGGCAGAUGGCUAGCCAGACAUUUUCAAAACGGUGAGCAUCUGGUCUUUGGACAUGAUAUUUUGAAUAGCGGAAAGACUGAUUUGGGAGCACAUGAUAUUUUCUGCAUAAUUGGUGUGAUCAGUCUAUCCUCCAAGGGUACAUCUUCACUACCCACUGGAUUGGUGGGUAUCACUCGAUCUAUCGGGGA